AGGAUAUUCUUUUAUUUGCAAAUCUUCCCACACCAACAACAACAUAAUCUUGCUUGCCAGAAACAUAAUAAUAAUACAUUGUUCGCAUUAUAAGAAACCCCUUUUUACAGUAUCAAGAAGAAUCACAACAAGCUACUAGAUCCCAGAGAUUAUAAACACAGUGAUGAAAAGGGUUUUGUGAAAUCAAACCUAAGAAGAAAAAUGUUGAAGGACCCUGAUAUACGAGAAUCUUCUGCCUCUUGUACAUUGUAAUAUAUAGACAAUAUUUCCUUCUUUUUUUUUUGGUUUGGUUGUAAGAAAAGUUUGUUUCUGGGAAAAUGGGUUUUUUUGGAUUUUGAUUUGUAAUUUAGGACAAAAGUCUUUAGUAUAGUGUUUUGUUGUAAAAAAAAAAAACACCUUAUAAUGGGGGGUUGUGGAUACCAUUUCCCUUGCUUCCUCUUCUUGAUCAUUAGCCUUCAAGCUCCUCUCUCCUUGUCCCUCAAUUCCCAAGGAUCCGCAUUGUUGAAAUUCCGGGAAAGAGUGGACUCGGAUCCUCAUGGAACUCUUGCAAAUUGGAAUAUUUCUGGUAAUGAUCUCUGCUUAUGGUCCGGGGUUACUUGCGUUGACGGUAAAGUGCAGAUUCUGGAUCUUAGCGGAUGUUCUUUGGAAGGAACGUUAGCUCCUGAGCUUAGCCAAUUGAGUAACUUAAGAUCUCUAAUACUCUCUAGGAAUCAUUUCUCCGGUGGAAUUCCUAAGGAGUAUGGGAGUUUCGAAAAUUUGGAAGUCUUGGAUUUGAGAGAUAACGAUUUGAGCGGACAGAUUCCACCUGAGCUAAGCAAUGACUUAUCGCUAAAACACUUGUUGCUUUCUGGUAACAAAUUUUCGGCUGAUGUGAGAAUAAAGAUCCUGAGACUCCAAUCGUCGUAUGAAGUCCGUGUAAACAAGAGUCCAAAGUUAUCUCCUUUGGCUGUUCUCGGCUGUGCAAAUAGAAGACUUGGACAUUGUGUUUCAAGAAACAGUUACGUUCGAGUGAAAAAGGUAGAAGCUCUUGUAUUCCGGAUCAAAGCAACUUCUAGACGUUUCUUGAAAGCAAUCCCGAGUUUUAUGGAGGAAACUAAUAUCUUCAAACGACGUGAGUUACUCGAGGAGACAAGUAAUUUGGCGGCUGAGCCUGCUCCUUCCGCUCCUAGUCCUUCUCCCGGGAUUAUAACUGAAGCUUCCCCUCGGAGCAGCGGGUCUUUCCCUGCAGUAACCAAUGCAAAGAAGAGAAAACCGCCUUUAGUCCUUCCAUUGCCUACUCCUGAUAAAGACUCCAGUCCUGAUUCCUCUAAGAAUCAGCCACAAGAUAACAAACAGACAAAAAGAUCUAAACAUGUGUGGCUCUAUGUGAUUAUUGCGGUUGCUUCUUUCGUCGGUUUACUGAUUAUACUAGCGGGUAUAUUAUUCUGCCGGAAGAGAGCUGUAAAGAGCAUAGGUCCUUGGAAAACUGGUCUUAGUGGACAAUUGCAGAAAGCUUUUGUUACCGGGGUACCAAAGCUCAAUCGGUCUGAGCUAGAAACAGCGUGUGAAGACUUCAGCAACAUUAUAGAGACAUUCGACGGUUACACUGUGUAUAAAGGAACCUUGUCGAGUGGUGUUGAGAUAGCGGUGGCUUCAACCGCAAUCCCCGAGACUAAAGAAUGGACAAGAGCCAUGGAAAUGGCAUACCGUAGAAAGAUUGAUGCACUGUCGCGGAUCAACCAUAAGAACUUUGUGAAUCUGAUUGGAUAUUGUGAAGAAGAUGAACCUUUUAAUAGGAUGAUGGUCUUUGAAUAUGCUCCAAAUGGAACCCUUUUCGAACAUUUGCACGAUAAGGAGCUGGAGCAUCUUGAUUGGAGCGCACGGAUGAGAAUAAUAAUGGGGACGGCUUAUUGUCUGCAACAUAUGCACGAGAUGAACCCUCCCAUGGCACAUUCAGACUUCAACUCAUCCGAAAUCUAUCUAACCGAUGACUACGCAGCCAAGGUCUCGGAGAUUCCUUUCAACUUAGAGGCAAGAUUAAAUCCGAAGAAACAAGUGGGUGGUGACUUGGAGCAAACGUCAUUGCUACUACCUCCAGAGCCAGAGGCUAAUGUCUAUAGCUUCGGAGUCUUAAUGCUCGAAAUAAUCUCCGGAAAGCUCUCUUUCUCAGACGAAUACGGAUCUAUCGAGCAAUGGGCAUCAAAGUACCUUGAAAACGACGACUUAGGAGGAAUGAUAGAUCCAUCGUUAAAGACAUUCAAAGAAGAAGAGCUUGAAGUGGUAUGCGAUGUGAUACGAGAAUGUCUAAAAACAGAGCAGAGACAUCGGCCUUCAAUGAAAAAUGUAGCGGAACAACUAAAGCAAGUCAUCAACAUAACUCCUGAGAAAGCUACUCCUAGGUCAUCUCCCCUUUGGUGGGCAGAGCUCGAGAUCUUGUCUUCUGAAGCAACGUAACUUGACCAAUCAGAGGUUUCUCCUAAUUCAUUAUCAAUGCUCUCUCUCUCUUAACGUUGUAUCAUUUUUUUCUCUUCUUUUUCUUAUAUGAGCUUUUGGUUUCUUGAUUUUUUCAACGUUCAGUUUGUUUUGAUUAGUGUUUCCUUCUCGAUGGAUUUGAUAUAUACGAGUUUCGAUAUGUGUUUGUAUAAUGCAUAGUACACUAGUAUAUAUCACGUAUUGGACGUAUUAUUUUGUGAUGCAAAAA
Messenger RNA from Capsella rubella, 2680 nucleotides. Its product is annotated as protein MALE DISCOVERER 2. NCBI's taxonomy places the organism in Eukaryota, Viridiplantae, Streptophyta, Magnoliopsida, Brassicales, Brassicaceae. Gene Ontology annotation, biological process: protein phosphorylation. Gene Ontology annotation, molecular function: ATP binding; protein kinase activity; protein binding. The record is from RefSeq and is a predicted model, not a curated record. The transcript has 13 exons. The coding region runs from base 403 to 2433 and encodes 676 amino acids.